AUGGCUGGACCCCAACAGGACAUGAGGGAGAAGCCUGUAGGUGAGUCUGGAAGUCCUUAUAAACAAGGUUCAGACCCACAGUUGCCAGCUGACCAAGGUGAUAAUGCCAAGCCCGAUGACACCUGCCUAGUCAGAAUUCAGAGCCACAAAGAAAAUGACUUCAUUGAGGUUGAAUUGAACAGACAAGAGCUGAGUUACCAAAAUCUACUAAAAGUGAGCUGCUAUGAACUGGGGAUUAACCCAGAGCAAGUGGAGAAGGUAAGAAAGCUGCCAAACACACUGCUCAGAAAGGACAAAGACAUUCUGAGACUACAGGACUUACAGGAAGUAGAACUCAUUUUAAUGAAAAACAGCUCUGAAUUGACAGCGUACACACCAUCGCUGUUGGAGAAGCCCUGCUACAACAGCAAUGCUGCAAAAAUGAUGUAUUAAGAAACCCAAGAACUGAAAGCUGAAAUCAGUAUAUAAAAUAGAUAAACAAGUUCAUACUGUAUAGCACA
Messenger RNA from Camelus dromedarius (Arabian camel), 500 nucleotides. It is a transcript of the gene ANKRD40CL, whose product is annotated as ANKRD40 C-terminal like. Lineage: Eukaryota; Metazoa; Chordata; Mammalia; Artiodactyla; Camelidae. The record is from RefSeq and is a predicted model, not a curated record. The transcript has 4 exons. Bases 1 to 432 code for a protein of 143 amino acids.